UGCCUCAUGACAUGUACCCUGACGGGUGCUCUGCAAAAAUGAAAUAUAAAUAAAUCAAAAUAUUGAACAAUGGCAUGUAAUUCACAGAACACUGUAAAUGGAGCGAACAUAUCACAAUCGGGAGUUAUUUAUCACGCCUUCUUUGUUAUUGAGAUUGAUCUGUACGCUCCCUACCAUAUUUUUAUGUCUUUUUUUUAUGCUACCUUCGACUAUCAAGCACCAAGAGUAUUCCAUGCUCAGCCUUGUUCAAACCCUAAGCCUAAGUGGGUUGAGAGGUCUCCCUCUCUGCCUGCAUUCUCCAAAGCUCAGGGCUUGUCGAAAUGAAUUUUAUUUUUCGAGGAGUUUUGGGGCAAAAAUGGCGUCAGAGAUCAUGCCUCGCAUCAAGCUAGGAAGUCAAGGACUGGAGGUUUCCAAAUUGGGUUAUGGUUGUAUGGGUCUGACUGGAAGGUACAAUGCUCCUGUACCAGAAGAAGAUGGAAUUGCAAUCAUGAAGUAUGUCUUUGACAAGGGCAUUACAUUUUUUGAUACUUCAGAUGUAUAUGGACCCAACCAUAUGAAUGAAAUACUAGUGGGAAAGGCAUUGAAGCACUUACCUCGAGAUAAAGUCCAAUUAGGGACAAAAUUCGGCAUAUUGAAGAUAACAGAAACAGAGCUUGUGGCUAAUGGCACCCCAGAAUACGUUCGACAAUGUUGUGAAGCAAGCCUUAAACGCCUUGAUGUGGAUUAUAUUGAUCUUUACUAUCAGCACAGGGUAGAUACAUCUGUGCCCAUCGAGGACACUAUUGGUGAACUUAAGAAGUUAGUGGAAGAGGGAAAAGUUAAAUAUAUUGGGUUGUCUGAAGCCAGUAUGGAUACCAUACGGCGUGCGCAUGCUGUGCAUCCAAUCACCGCUGUACAGCUUGAGUGGUCCUUGUGGUCUCGUGACAGUGAAGAUUGGAUAAUUCCUAUAUGUAGGGAACUCGGUAUCGGGAUAGUGCCCUAUAGCCCCCUUGGUCGUGGUUUCUUUGCCGGAAAGGCAGUCGUGGAAAGUUUGUCCAAAGAGAAUGACUUGGUUGCCCAUCCAAGAUUUAAAGGAGAAAACUUUGAGAAGAAUAAAAGUAUAUACAUUCGCAUUACAAACUUGGCUGGUAAGUAUGGCUGUACCCCUGCUCAACUGGCUCUUGCAUGGGUUCUGUAUCAAGGCGAUGAUGUAGCUCCUAUUCCAGGGACAACUAAAAUUAAGAACCUUGAUGAGAACCUUGAGUCCCUGAAGUUGAGGCUCACAGUUGAUGAUAUCAAGCAAAUUACUGACUCAGUGCCACUUGACGAGGUUGCGGGUUCUAGAGCCGAAACGAAUAUGUACAAUUCCAUUUGGAAGUUCACAGAUACUCCUCCAAAGAGAUAGCAGGCGCACAAUUCAUCAGAAAAUAAAAAGACCACAAGUUCUGAACUCAACGGUAAAGGCUUGUUUUUCAUCUUCUGAGGAUUCUGAGGGUUCACCUACUAUGGAUAAUUGUACUAUUAUUUAUUCUCUGCUUUUCUCAGAAAAUAAUUAGUGGUGUUUCAUAUGCUGCAAAAAGUGAGGAUAAAAUUGGACCAGUGCAUGCUGCUCUCUCAAAAAAUAUUCCAUGGAUGUUUUUCCAUCAGAAUUGUAACGGAAAGUGGCAGUAAGACUUUUUUGAAAUUAUAAAUAGUGAAAUUUAGUAAAA
Amborella trichopoda is the source of this 1688-nucleotide messenger RNA. RefSeq names its product perakine reductase. Gene Ontology annotation, cellular component: cytoplasm. The record is from RefSeq and is a predicted model, not a curated record. NCBI's taxonomy places the organism in Eukaryota, Viridiplantae, Streptophyta, Magnoliopsida, Amborellales, Amborellaceae.